AUGAUUCUAACUCUGCUUGAGGACUCCUUGGUACUAUAUGGCUGCUUAGAGGAAAAUUCCUGUAAACUUGUAUAUGAUGACUCUUUCUUUGCUCAAGUUAUGGCAUCAGAAAGCGACAUUGACUUCCAAAAAAAAAAUCUUGUAAUCACAAAUGGCAAGAAUGAAAACUCUCAGCAAAUGCAUAGUAGUAAGCAGUUAAAUGUAGCAGCAAACAAAUUGAAUGAUAUUCCCGAAGCACUGCAAGAGGUCAAAAAACACCUUGGAGGUACAGCAGAAGAAAAUAUAAUGGAGAAAAUAAAAAAGGCAGAGAAAAAGAAUAAAAACCAGAACAAUGAUGUAGACAGAGCAAGCCAUAAAUGGAAAUCAGAAAAUAAUGAAAAACUAGCUGUGCAAACAGAAGAAACAACAUUAGAGACUGGCAAUCCGUUAAUGCUGACAGCUCUGUCUCAUAUUCCUCUGAAAAGCCUAAGUGACAUAGAAACGAAGUUGGUCUACAUUGAUGAGGAUGACAUCUUCCUUGAGUUUGAUGAGCCCAUGGUGCCUACCAGCACACAAUCAGGGUGUCAUGAUUCUGAACAAGCACAUGCUCUGAACAUACCUGACAGCAGCGCUUUGCCCCAUAUCAACAAACAGCUUCAGAUGACCCUCCAGGAAGCCAGGACUUGCUACGGACAGAAGAACUAUGCAGCAGCAGUGGAGCAGUUAUCAACAGCAAUGGAGCUUUUCAGUAAAGGUGCAGCUAUAGACAAUCCCUUUGAGUCACCUCCAGAAGAUCUUUCUAGUAUUGCCAGUUUUAUUGAGACAAAGCUUGUAAUCUGCUACCUAAAACUGAGGAAGCCUGGUGAAGCUCUGAAUCAUUCAUACAGGAGCAUUAUUCUGAACCCAUCUUAUUUCCGGAAUCACCUGCGCCAGGCUGCUGUGUUUAGGUGCUUAGAGAGAUACUCUGAAGCUGCAAGGUAA
Messenger RNA from Nestor notabilis (Kea), 960 nucleotides. RefSeq names its product spermatogenesis-associated protein 16-like. Gene Ontology annotation, cellular component: Golgi apparatus. The coding region runs from base 1 to 960 and encodes 319 amino acids. The transcript is spliced from 4 exons. Gene Ontology annotation, molecular function: protein binding. The record is from RefSeq and is a predicted model, not a curated record. Lineage: Eukaryota; Metazoa; Chordata; Aves; Psittaciformes; Psittacidae. Gene Ontology annotation, biological process: spermatogenesis.